Manis javanica (Malayan pangolin) is the source of this 7829-nucleotide messenger RNA. RefSeq names its product CRK proto-oncogene, adaptor protein (gene CRK). Gene Ontology annotation, molecular function: receptor tyrosine kinase binding; signaling adaptor activity. Gene Ontology annotation, cellular component: cytoplasm. Gene Ontology annotation, biological process: enzyme-linked receptor protein signaling pathway; cell migration. The record is from RefSeq and is a predicted model, not a curated record. NCBI's taxonomy places the organism in Eukaryota, Metazoa, Chordata, Mammalia, Pholidota, Manidae.
AGGCCCGCGGCCGCCGCCGCCAUUUCGGGUGCUGCUGUGAGGCUGAGACCCGAGCCGGUCCGCUGGGCGGCGGGCGCCAGGGCUGGAGGGGCGCUCGCGGCUGCGGCUGCGGCGGCGGCGGCGGCGGCGGCGGCGGCGGCGGCGGCGGCCCAGCGUGUAGGCGCGGAGGCGGCCAUGGCGGGCAACUUCGACUCGGAGGAGCGAAGUAGCUGGUACUGGGGGCGGUUGAGCCGGCAGGAAGCGGUGUCGCUAUUGCAGGGCCAGCGGCACGGGGUGUUCCUGGUGCGGGACUCAAGCACCAGCCCCGGGGACUAUGUGCUCAGCGUCUCCGAGAACUCGCGCGUUUCCCACUACAUCAUCAACAGCAGCGGCCCGCGCCCGCCGGUGCCACCGUCGCCCGCCCAGCCUCCGCCCGGGGUGAGCCCCGCCAGACUCCGAAUAGGAGAUCAAGAGUUUGAUUCAUUGCCUGCUUUACUGGAAUUCUACAAAAUACACUAUUUGGACACUACAACGUUGAUAGAACCAGUUUCCAGAUCCAGGCAGUGUAGUGGAGUGAUUCUCAGGCAGGAGGAGGCAGAGUAUGUACGAGCCCUUUUUGACUUUAAUGGGAAUGAUGAAGAAGAUCUUCCCUUUAAGAAAGGAGACAUCCUGAGAAUCCGGGAUAAGCCUGAAGAGCAGUGGUGGAAUGCAGAGGACAGCGAAGGCAAGAGAGGGAUGAUUCCAGUCCCUUACGUCGAGAAGUAUAGACCUGCCUCCGCCUCAGUAUCGGCUCUGAUUGGAGGUAACCAGGAGGGUUCCCACCCACAGCCACUGGGUGGGCCGGAGCCUGGGCCCUAUGCCCAACCCAGCGUCAACACUCCGCUCCCUAGCCUCCAGAAUGGGCCCAUUUAUGCCAGGGUAAUCCAGAAGCGAGUCCCUAAUGCCUACGACAAGACAGCCUUGGCUUUGGAGGUCGGUGAGCUGGUAAAGGUUACGAAGAUUAAUGUGAGUGGUCAGUGGGAAGGGGAGUGUAAUGGCAAACGAGGUCACUUCCCAUUCACACAUGUCCGUCUGCUGGAUCAACAGAAUCCUGAUGAGGACUUCAGCUGAGUAUAGCUCAACAAACAGUUUUGCUGACAGAUGGGAACAAUCUUUUUUUUUUUCCAAUUGCCAUCUAUACAAUUUUCUUACAGAUGUCAAAACAGUCUAGUUUAUAGAAGCAUUCUGUUACCUGUGAUCUUUUUUAGACCGAACUACUCCAUCCCUAGUCUCAUUUACCACUUUCAGGGUACGAAACUGGAGGAUUUGUGUGUUAACUUCUGAAUUGGCAAUUUUAGGUGGUAGCAGCCAUGCCUCAGUGUGUCAGAAGGGAUAGGUGUGUUGCCUUCUUUUUCUCAGGCAGUGCAAAUCAACCUGUGGAAACUGUUGGACAGGACGGGAGUAGGCACACUGCCUGAUUUACUCCGUGGUUUCGUUUUCAUUCUGAAACCAUGCUAACCAAUGGCAAUAGACUGUUCCUUCCACCCCCAUGAAGUAGUCGUGCACCUUGUGAAUAGUAAGUACCCAGUGGGAGUGCUUUUUCAUUUAUAGAACAUGACCAUGGUAUGACUCAUUCUGACAGUUCAAAUCUUGAGAUUCUGAGAACACUACUAGAGGCAUUUGUUUUCCUUUUUGGUCAAUGCUUCAUACUUUUUCUUGGGAUUCUUUCCACUCCUAUCAUUCUUUUUCCCCAAACCUUCAAAUAGGUUAAUUCUCAAGAAAAAUGUUUAUUUUCAUUCCAGGUGACAAGCAGGAUGUGCAAAGCACUUUAUUCAGUGCAUAGCUUUAAGCCAGUAUUGGAUUGACAGCCCAACUCCUAGCUUUCUGCCUGCCCUCAAGGGGUCAUAGCAGGUUCACACCGCUACCACAGCUAAACAGACUCCUGGCUGUUGGGAUCUAGCAGGGCCAUUUCUCCUGAGUGUCAGUAUCCUAGUAGGGGACUCUUUGGAAUUCUCAGCUUCUACUUGAUGUGGAAUGACCAGUCACUUAGAAUAUUCCAUAGAGGGUUUGGGGGCCAAAUUCUGCCCUUUGCUCUACUUGCAAGUUAAAUAAAAGUCAAGUUAAAAUUACUUGAGUUUGGGGGUAGGGUUAGUGCUUUGAAAGUGUUUGAACCAAUCAUGAAUUACUUAGGUAUUAGUCUUUCAGUGGCCAGAAUAGUGCUUUAAGUACAUUAUAUUAUAAACUGCCUUUAUUUUUGGCUCUUUUCUUUACAUUCAAGUUUAGUUUACAAACCCUUUUAAGUAUAGAAUGGUUUAUAUGGGGUCAGAUGCUCCAAAGAAUGGACUUCUGAGACCAAAAAUAAUCUAGACUAUUUAGACAACAAUAUGAAACUUUCAAAGUUAGUUCCCAGUCUAGAAAGGCACUUAAUUGGUCUAUGGUGUGGUAUGACCAAUAGAAUCACCUAAUAUUUUUCUUUGGGCCUCAUUUAGAAAAGUGAUAUAUCUUUCUAAUGUUUUACAUAGGUUAGUGAUUAAUUUGCAUUCUUUGAAAACAUACCAAAUCAUGGUAUCCCAGUAACUAGCACAAUGCCUGGCACAGUCAGUGUGCAAAUGUUUGUGUGAGUGUGUGAAUGAGGGGUGGUAGAAGCUCAUUACAUGGCACAGGGAAGCCAGCUGGCACAGGAUUACAUAACAUUACCAUAAGCAAACUAAUGAGUUGACGCUAAUUUAAUAUAUUUUUACCUCACACUAAGGUAAUGCUUGAUAAAGACAUUAAUACUAGACUUUUAAAAUGUUAGCACAGUGCUAUGUCCCCUUAGUGGGUGCUUGGUUGUGUUGAAUGAACGUAUUUGCAAUAUUAGACUUAAUUCCAUCUGACUACUCCAUUAAAUUUCAGUUAGAGCAUAGAUACUGUAAAAUCCAAAUACACAUUAAAUUGUUUUUCUGAAAGUAUGACAUCUAAAAUAUUUGUUAAACAUUGUCACAACUGAUUUGAAUGUUUGUAUUUUCUUUUGCCUUUGACUUUAAUACUGGCUUGUAAUGUCUCUUCAUCAUAUGUAAUAUUAAUGGAACAUGCAACUUUACCCAAAUCAUAAGAAUUUCUUAAUGAUCGAUGUAAGCUGUUACAUGAACUCUUGAUUUGGAGUUGGCUGGGUGUGGCAGCUGUUGGACCUUAAGGAAUUGAAGGACUUCUUAUAAGUAUCUUCCAAAAACAAAUGCUAGAAUCCUAUUCAAGUUACAUGUGUACAUUGUCACAGAGCAAAGUGAACUGAAAUUGGCUGCUAUAUUUUAUAUAAUCAUUUCUGCAAAAGCUCAUUUUUUGGAUACUAAUAUUUGACAUGGUUAAUUCCUAUUAAUUUGUUGAAAUUAUGUAUUGUUAAUAAUGCAAAUAGGUAAUUUUUAAUUAUCCUUAAGUAACAUUUCACUAUUAAUGGUUUGAAAUGGGUGAUAAGCAAACCAAUUUGAAAUAAAAGACGAUCAUGUGCCAUUGUAUUAUAACACUAUACACUUUCUUGACAGUUAAAAUUUUUUUUAAAUGUUUUUUUUGUAGCAUGUGCUGUAUAUGUUUAUAGUAUAUGUAGUAAAUAAAAAUAUGGCCAGAUGUUUGGCUUGGUGAUCUUUUGAAGAAAGUAAUCUUUGAAUAUUUUUCACAAAAGAGCCAAAUUGUUUUGUUUAGAGAAAAAGAUGUGUGUGCAUCCAGCAGCCUACAGUCAUAUCAUCAGAUAGAGAAACAAUUAUACACACUCUGUGGGUACUCAGUAAAGAUGAGAUGGUCAUUGGUUAUAUUUCAAAGCGUCUCCAGAAGUCAUGAAAUAAUUCAUAUGAGGGGAACAAAGAAUGGUAAUGUAAUUGGAAAGAUGGAGUAUUAUGGACAGAGAACAUCAAAAUUUGUCCAGAAGUAGUUAUAUGUGGGAGUAAAAAAAAAAAAAAAAGGAUGUAGUUAAGGGGGCUUUGUAAAGCACACAGUAAGUUUGGAUGUUAUCCAAUAGAUUUUUAGAAUGCUAGUGUAGAUAUCCAGUAUAAUUCUCCCUUUUUAUGUAAGCAGUAUAUUUCCAGGGUGGAUAAUUUAGAAAAUUAAAAAUGUUAAAUAACGUGUUCUUCCCAUUCCUUCCCAUUAUUUGUUCAGAAUCUUUGACCCCUAGGGGGUCCACAGAUAGACCUCAUAAGGAGUGUGGCAGUGAUGGCUCACUCAAAUCCACAUUCUCUUCUACGUGUAUACAUUGCUUGACUACAUUUCCCAGGUUCCCUUGCUGUUAUGUAUGACCAUGUGAGUGAGUCCAGCCGCUGGACUGUGCAGAAAUGCCUGCACUACUUUCAGGCCUGGCCUCCAGAAACCUCCCACAAGUGUUCCUGCAAUGCUCUUCAUUUCCAUCAGUGGAAAUGAGAUGACACCCAGGUCAGAGCUUUCAUCUGCCCAAUCCCCAAAUCACUGCAUGGAGAAGGGCCUCUCCAGCUUAGUGACCAGCUUAUUUAGCAAGAAAUAAAAUUCUGUUUGGCCAUUUUGUAUUUUAAGGUCUAAUACCUACAGUGGUUAGCCCAUUCUGACUAAUAUAAGUGAGUUGAAUUGGGUAGGUGAGAGGUUAACCGACUGGCAGGCUGUGACCACAUGAUGCCAAAGCUUUGUAGAAAUCAGGAUGCUUCAGGCACUUCAGAUAAUCAAUGAAUAAAUUUUUAGUGUAAAUAUAUACCUUGUAGUAUCUGAAGUUGAAAUUUAAUUGGGUGUCCUGUAUUUUUAUUUGCUAAGUCUGGCAACUCUAUCCCUGGUCUGUCCUUUAGAGAAACCCUGUUCUUUCCUCUAGGGGAAUUGAAUUCCUUCUGAAACAUAAAUAAUCCAUACCAGGAUAGCUAGGGCCAGCCAGCUCAUUCCAUGGCUCACAGUUUUGUCAUCUUUGCUAAUUGCCCCAAGUGUAAGUCCCCCAAGUCAUCUCCAUUUGGUUACUGGCAUCAUCAAGCUGUACCAGGCCUUCUCUGGCCAUAUAUACCCCCAUUUUGUUAAUGUAUUGUUAAUAAUGCAAAUAGGUAAUUUGGGACUUCACUCAAUCGCUGAAACUCUUACCCUCCUGUUAGGCUCCCUACUCUUUUUUACUGUCAUCAACCAAACUUCUCAUUUAUUGAAGAUUUUGAAACCUGGCUUUCAGUUUUUCUUUACCCCAAGACCUGCUCUCAUCUGGGGUAACCUAUCCAUCACUUUGGCCUCUCUUUUUGACCACCUCAAAUCCAUUACCUUGUAUUGUUCAUCCUUGGAAUCUUAAGCUUCUUAUUCUCUGAUCACUACCAUCUGGCAUUCCAGUUCUCUGUUUUCCCAAAGCCCAUGUUCUUCCAUUUCAGAAGUCCUCUGGUUCCCAAACUCAACUACCAGCCAUCUCCUGUUCUUCCUUUCAAGUUAGAUAAUGAGCAAAUAUAUUACAUAUUGUCAGGUCUUAAAUACAUCCAACUGCUUACUGGACAUCUCCAUUCGGAUAUCCUAAAGGCACCUCAAACUACACAUUCCAAACUGAAUUCACCAUCCUUUCCCCCAUCUGCUCCUCUUCCACAUUCCUGAUCUUCCAAGCCAAAACCUGGAGCUGUCUUCUCAUUCAUCAUCCAAUUUCUAGUCUUUUACUAAGUCCUAAAUUCUGAGCAUCUAAAAUCAGUCCAUUUAUCUCCAUCUCCACAGCUGCUACCUUGUUUCAAGCUGCUCGCUUCUCUCAGCUGGGUGAUCUCUGCAGCCCUCCAACUGGUCUCCUGCCUUUAGUUUCAGCCCCUCCAAUCUCUCUGUCACAUUGCAGCCCUAGUGAGCUUUCUAUAAUUCAUAGUAUAUUACAUUAUAUAUUCUCCUUCAGUAAACAUCCAAACCCUAUAAAGGGAUAUAGAGCUCUUUAUGUUCUGGUUCCUGCUUCUCUCUCCAGCUUCACCUCUUUUCACUAUCAUAUGCUAACCAUACUGAAUUUCUUGUCCUUUCUUUACCCAACCUACCUACUUACCCUUUCAGACUUUUGUUUACAGUCUGUACCUUUAUCUGGCUCACCUUCAGUUACCAGUCUUACCUGACACUGAUUUGGAUUAGGUGUCUGUCCCAACUCCUCUCUUGGCAAUGUGUACUCUUAGUUGUAAUAUCACACUGAACUGUUUGCCUGUGCAUGUGUCUGUCAUAAGACAGCCCUGUUUGACACACAGCAGAUACUCAGGGUAUGUAUUUUGGACAAGAAUGAAAAACAGGUUCGGUAGACUAGAGGUUACCAAAAGCCAAGUGGGAAUGAUAGGUAAUAAUCCUAGAGACAUAAGAAAGUUACUGUAUCAGUUAACUUUCACUGCAGAAUAAACCAUGCUAAUACUUAGUGACUUAAAGCAACAAUCAUUUAUUUAUCUUACAAAUCUGCAGCUCAGCAAUUUGGGUUGUGCUCAGCUAGUUGGUUUUUCUGUUUCUGUGCUAGUCUCACUCAUACAUCUUGUAUCAGUUUCUUACUGGCUGGGGCUGGAUGGUCUCAGAUGGCCUCAGCUGGCGUAGUUUAUCACUUCUUCAUGUGGUUUUCCAUCUCCAUCAGAGUAGCCUGGACUGGUUCUCAUGGUUAUUGAAAGGGUUCCAAAAGAACAGGCAGAAUCACACAGGGCCUGUUAAAGCCUGGCUUUAGAACUGACAAUGUCAGUUCCACUCCAUUCUAUGGAUCAAAGCAAGUCACAAAGCCAAUUCAAGGAGUGAGGAAAUAGAAUCCACCUCUUGAUGGGAGGUGCUGUGAAGUCAUAUUGCAAAGGGGGGCAGAUAUAGGAAGAGUGAAGGAUUGUGACCAUUUUGCAGUGUAUGCAGAUACCCCAUAAAAAAGAAACUGUUUGACUAAAAUAUGUAAAGCACAGAUUACUAGGAAGCAUCAUCAUUGGAUGAAUCACUACUCAAAUGUUCAUGGUUUUGCUUCAUUUUAUUUUGUACUUGAAAAUGUUGCAUGUUUUUAGUACCUGGCAAAGUAGGUGUUUGGAACUGGGCCAUGAGGACUGAGAAGAAGACGAUCAUUGAGAAUGAAGACUCUUGACAGCAAGCUUCAUUGGAGAAGGUUGUGUCCACUUACUUUUAUUCAUAGUAUGUCACAUAUAACCACAUGGAAAACACUAAACAAAUAUUUGUUGAAUGAAUAAUAGCAACCCUGUUUACUAUUAUAAAGAACUGUGCUGCUGCUCAUGGAAAUGCAUGUUAUACCCCACCCAAGGAUGUGAGGCAUGGGGGAGUGGGACUCUGUUGGCCAAGAUUCAGGCCUGGUCUGGAUUUGCUUGUCUGCAAGGGACAUUUCAAGUUCAAACAAAGGCACAUUUUGCUUGCUAAUCAGGAAGCCCCUAAGCUGCAUGUGUGAAAGGGGUACCUAUUUUAAGUCUUACAAAAGUUCCUAUGGGCUAGCAGGGCCCUGAGAAUGGAAGGUAGAACUGGUUGCUGAGGAAUUCAAGUUGGUGCAAAAUACAUAAAUGGCCCAAAAUGCACAAAGCAAGAAAAUUAAGUAAGCAUAAAACUAAGGCACUGUUCUUGUAAGUUGAUCAAGAUGAUUGAGAGAAACAGGAGCAAGAAAAAAAAAAAAAGACUUAGUGACAAUAAGUCUGAAUGGAGUUCAGAAACCAAUUGAGCAGUUAACAGACCAGAGCAGUGAAGCAUGCAAAAUGUGAUUUGUUGCUAUAAAAGGCAAAUCUAUAGGCACACAAAAUAGAUGAAUGGUUUCCUGGGCCAAAGAGUAGGAAUGGGGAUUGACUGUAAAUGGGCUCAAAGUUCAUUUUAGUGUGAUGGAAAUGUUCUAAAAUUAGAUUGUGGCAAUGGUUUUACAACUCUGUAAAUAUACUAAAAUUCAUUGAAUUGUAUGCUUAAAAUGGGUGGACUUCAUAGAGUGUAAAUGGUAGCUCAAUAAAUCUAUUACAAAA